Molecule: messenger RNA, 3202 nt
Organism: Oreochromis aureus
Lineage: Eukaryota; Metazoa; Chordata; Actinopteri; Cichliformes; Cichlidae
Exons: 4
Coding region: 1549-2796 (415 amino acids)
Source: RefSeq, a predicted model, not a curated record
UGAGAGGUGAAACGUCUUCAAGCAACUUAAAGAAGUCCAGACGCUUUUCUUUGCAAACUCCUUUGACUACGAUGACCUGGAUGACUGAGAACCUUCACAGACAAUAGGGCGUGAAGUUAUGGGCAAAAACCAUCUUCAAUAAGACAAGACUUGCUUAUGAUAUUCUGACAAAAACAUCAUCUUUAUAACAGAUUUACUUGAUGAGAAGGGGCAGUUUCUCCCAAUGGGUGUUUUCAAUGCCAAGUUUAACAUUCAGUGUCCCCUUAGAGAAUAUAACAAGGUUUGUAAUGCGAUCCCCUUACCUUUGUUAAGUUUGAUACAAGGCUAUUUAUAUUACUCUAAGGGGCAAAUUAGUUUACCUUCUUUACAGCUAAAUCACUUUCCUUUAACUAAUAAAAAGUGUAAUAAUAAAAUCAUAAACACAAUAUUUAAAAAUAUAUUAUUUCACGAUUUUAACAGUGACACAAAAUUAAAAGGGAGUAAUGUUAAAGUAACAAACAAAUAUACACAUUUUUUGAAAUGGCCUUCCCCCCAAAAAGUCAAAGAAAUGCAAUUUAAAAUAAUUAAUGGAUAUUACCCAGCAGCAGAAAUACUUAAAAAAAGGUUUGGGUUUGAGGUGGAGCCAUGUGGAUGUUGUUCACAAAAUGAAGAAAGUAUUGAUCAUUUAUUUUUUUCCUGUUCAGUAACGACUACCUUCUGGCAGGAUUUGGUAAACUGGUUGAGUGUAAGACUAGAUGGGAUGACCCCACUGACUCACUGAUGUUCCAUCUAAGGAACUUGUCAUGCUUCACAAUAUGGUAAUAAUUAUGGGCAAAUACCACACCCAUAAGUGUAAAUGGCAAAAUAAAAGACCUUCCCUAAGUGCGUUGAAGAUUGAAUUAAAGUCUUUUUUCUCAUCUUUAGAAUUACUGAAGGAUUCAUGUAAAGAUGCUGCUUUGAUAUGUGAAAAUGUGACCACGGACCCGGCUCUGGGGACUUGGGGUCCUUGGGCAGUGGGGACUAUGACUGUUGUUGUUGUUGUUAUUAUUAUUAUUAUUAUUAUUAUUAUUAUUAUUAUUUGGUGUGUUGUCUGCACUGCCCCUGUGCGCAUCUGUAUGUAGGCAGGUAUGUGUGUGUGUGUAUUGCCUUUCUUCUGUGGCCAAGUUACAGGCACCUUUAGCCCUGGGGCUGUGGCCUGACUUGAGGACUGGCCACACCCGAAGUCCUUGCCGCACACCUGCUCCUCAUCUGGGCUCAUCGGGGGAGCUAUUUAGAUGAGCGAUGGAGCUUCCACCGACGCUGGAUUAUUGCGUUUGACUACACGAGGAGUGUGGGACGAGAAGGAGCAGUGAGCACGGGGAGUGCAGGGACACUGGGGCAGAGAGCACUACACGGGGACUUUUGGGAAGAAGACACUACACGGGAGUCUGGGAAACUGGGGAUUUAUUGUUGUUUACUUCACCACCUUGUAAAUAAACACUGUUGCACUGAAGAGUCCGGCGUUUGGGUCCUAUUUCCCCAUCUCCCCACGGUCUGCCAGCCAGACCGUGACAGAAUAAUUCAGCCAUUAUGGGCCCAGCGGACUCAAGGACCGUCUCACAGGAGGAGUUGCUCGCCCAGCUCUGGAAUUACUGUCGGAGCAUUAUCCAGGCGGCAGAUCCACAUCAGAGACACAUACAGGUCGUAUUUUUUGAUACUUUCCUGUCAUCCACCACCUUUUCUGUGAGCUUUUUGGACAUUAAAAAACUAAUUCAAACUGUAAUCAUGCUGAGGGCAAGUUCCAGCUUUGAGUUGUUUGGUUUGGGCUGUCCGGGCGAGGAGGAUGUGGCGACCUCGCUGGGAUCCCUUGCUGCCUGGUUUUUGUUUCAUAGGUGGAUAGUUUCCCCACAGUCGCUUGCGGCUCACUUGUUGGACCCUGUAUUGUGGGGGAAACAGUUCCCAUGCCCUCUGCAUCUCACCACAUCUCCACUCACCCCCGCGGCAUCAGCAGAGUCAGCAGACAAAGGACCGGCAGUACAAAACGACACAGCUGCUCUCCUGCCCGGCCGGCUGGUGGAACCUCAGCCUGACAGGCCAGCCCCGACGUCUACACAGAAACGACGUUCGCGCUGCCGGUGUUCCUCACCGCAGCCUAUUCCACGGACGUCUCAAGAGCCGGCUGUGGUGAGUAAUACGGACAAUUUUUCAUUUCCCUCACCAUCUGUUUGUGUGCCUGCAGUGGACGAUGACGCUGCCGUAAGCCAUCCGACAGCGCAUGUAACAUCACCUCGGUCUGAGGUGUCCACACCACUUGCUGCUUCACCAUCUGCAGUUGUAGCGCCGCCGUCAUCUCAUCCGCCUGCAGUCACCCUUCUGCCAUCUUCUUCGCCGGCUGCUACGUCGCCGCCCGGACCUGCCUUGGCCGAGCAGGAGCUCGGCAAGUGGGAGGAGCUCGCGCUGCCCGAGCCGCAGGAGAGAGCGCCGGAGCUCGGCGAGCGGGAGCCGCAGGAGAGAGCGCCGGAGCUCGCUGUCCACGUCCAGCGCGCCCGCCACGCUGUCUACAUCCAGCACGUCGGGGAUUAUGGGCCAUUCUACGUCGCUCACCAGAGCUGCAACGCCGCCGCCACUGGACCCGUGGCCGCCUGCCGGAGCUGCAACGCCACCGGGUCUGUGGCAGGCCACCGGAGCUGUCACACUGCUGCCACCGGGCCCGUGGCCGCCCGCUGGAGCUGCAGCGCCGCCGCCAUUGCACCAGUGGCAGGCCGCCUGAAGUAUUCUGUUGCUAUCACGGGACCCGAGCCCAGAACACUGUUACAGCUGAGUCUGGACAGAAUGUAGUUCUACCAUGUCGAGUUCCAUCAGACAAAACCAUCAGAGCUGUGAAGUGGAGCAGAGCUGACCUGGGAAGGAAUAUGUGCUUUUGUACCGGGAUGAGCAGCUGGAUCCAGAAGAGCAGCAUGAGUCUUUUAAGAAUCGGGUGGAUCUACAGGACAGACAGAUGAAUAAUGAAAAAGUGUCUCUGGUUCUGAAGAAUGUGACGACUGCUGAUGGUGGAUCAUACAAUUGUAAUAUCUUUAACGGAGGGACAAUUUCAUGGGAGAUCAUCAACAAUGUCAGCCUGACUGUUUCAGGUCAGACAGCAGGACUCAGAGUGGAUGGAUCUGUUGGACUCAUCGUUGGUCUGAUUGUUUCUGUUGUACUUCUUGUUGCUGCUGUUGUUGGUUAUCUGGUCUACAGAAAACAU